AUGUGCGGCGACAAGAUGGCAGACAAAGGGAAAAAGAAGAAAGAAAGCAUCUUGGAUCUGCCCAAGUACAUUGAUAAGACCAUCCGAGUGAAGUUCCAGGGUGGCUGGGAAGCCAGUGGCAUCUCGAAAGGGUUUGACUCACUGCUCAACUUGGUGCUGGAUGGAACCAUUGAGUACAGGCGAGACCCUGAUGACCAGCACAAGCUGACGGAGGACGCUCGGCAGCUCGGGCUCAUAGUGUGUCCUGGCACCUCGGUGGUGCUCAUCUGCCCUCAGGAUGCCAUGGAGGCCCUCCCUAACCCCUUUGUGCAGCAGCAGGACACUUAGCAGCCGUGGAGGGCGGCCUGGCCUCAGUAGCCUUCCUUCUAUAGGGUGAACUUCUUUUUGAUGUUUUGGUCUUUGUUUGUUUGUUUGUUUGUUUUGUUUUUAAAUAAAAUUGCCCACGUGA
Messenger RNA from Rattus norvegicus (Norway rat), 448 nucleotides. The record is from RefSeq and is a predicted model, not a curated record. NCBI's taxonomy places the organism in Eukaryota, Metazoa, Chordata, Mammalia, Rodentia, Muridae.